Sphenostylis stenocarpa is the source of this 1224-nucleotide messenger RNA. The record is from the annotation of a GenBank genome assembly. NCBI's taxonomy places the organism in Eukaryota, Viridiplantae, Streptophyta, Magnoliopsida, Fabales, Fabaceae.
AUGGAGAACAAAGAGUUGAAUUCUUCAAGCAUCACAGUGGGAGGACUCUAUGACAUGUUGCUAGACAGCGUCAACAAGGAAGACAGCAGACCAGUGAUUCGUCUUGGUCGUGUAGAUCCCACCGAUAACCCACUGUUUCGGACUACCACAGUGGCUCUUGAUGCUAUUACAACAGCCAUUCACUCCCUUAACUUCAACUGUUACCCUCCCACUCUAGGCUUACUUGAGGCUAAGAUUGCUGUUGCAGAUCAUCUCUCCUCUCAUCUUCCACAUAAGCUGUCUGCAGAGAAUGUUUUUCUCACCAUUGGUGGCACACAAGCUAUAGAUAUAAUAUUGCCUUCUCUUGCACGUCCUGGGGCCAACAUUCUCCUUCCAAAGCCAGGGUACCCACAAUACGAACUUCGUGCCUCUCGUUGUAAUCUUGAAGUUAGACAUUUUGAUCUUUUGCCUGAGAGAGGAUGGGAAGUUGACCUUGACUCUUUAGAAACUUUAGCAGAUGAGAACACUGUGGCUUUGGCCCUCGUCAGUCCCAGUAGUCCGUGUGGGAAUGUUUUUGCGUACGAACAUUUGAAAAGGGUUGCAGAGAUUGCAAGCAAACUUGGAAUCUAUGUCAUCUCUGAUGAAGUUUAUGCCCAUGUAGUUUUUGGAAGCAAACAGUUUGUACCCAUGGGAGAGUUUUCAUCAAUAGUGCCAGUUAUUACGAUUGGUUCUUUCUCAAAAAGAUGGCUUAUUCCUGGUUGGAGAAUCGGUUGGAUAGCCAUAUGUGAUCCUCGGGGAAUUUUUCAAAAAUCUGGGGUCGUGUCGAAAAUAAUCGAUUAUGUAGAGAUCACUGCUAAUCCUUCAACCAUCGUGCAGGCAGCAAUACCAGAAAUCCUGAAGAAAACUACGAAUGAUUUCCAUUCAAAAAAUCUUGAUAUAAUGAGAGAGAUUGCAAAAAUAUUCUAUGAUGGAUGUAAGGAGAUCCCUUGCUUGAAUUGCCCCCAGAAACCAGAGGGAGCCAUGGUUGUAAUGGUGAAGAUUAACCUUUCCCAACUUGAGGGCAUUGUUGAUGAUAUACAAUUUUGCAGUAAGUUGGCCAAAGAGGAAUCUGUAGUUCUUUUUCCUGGUGUUAUGGUUGGACUGAAGAAUUGGCUUCGGUUUAGUCUUGCUGUUGACCCUUCUGAUAUUAAAGAGGGCCUUAGCAGGGUAAGAGCGUUCGGGCUUAGACAUGCAAAGAGGUCAUAA